This is a messenger RNA of Mesitornis unicolor (brown roatelo), 818 nucleotides long. RefSeq names its product pancreatic alpha-amylase-like. The record is from RefSeq and is a predicted model, not a curated record. The annotation marks the transcript as partial. Gene Ontology annotation, molecular function: alpha-amylase activity; cation binding. Gene Ontology annotation, biological process: carbohydrate metabolic process. NCBI's taxonomy places the organism in Eukaryota, Metazoa, Chordata, Aves, Mesitornithiformes, Mesitornithidae. The transcript is spliced from 5 exons.
AGGAACAGAAAUAGGCAGUAAGAAGAGCACAACUGAUCACAGAGCACAGGAUGGGUAUCUAUUUUCUUCUGCUGGCUGUGGGGUUUUGCUGGGCACAGUACAACCCGAAUACUCUCCCUGGGAGGACGUCUAUCGUGCAUCUCUUUGAAUGGCGCUGGGCAGAUAUUGCUCUUGAGUGUGAACACUAUUUAGCUGCUAAUGGAUUUGGAGGAGUUCAGAUUUCACCUCCAAAUGAAAAUGUUAUCGUUACUGACCCCCGGCAACCAUGGUGGGAAAGAUACCAGCCAGUCAGCUACAAGCUCUGCACACGAUCUGGAAAUGAAACUGAAUUUAGAGACAUGGUGACCAGGUGCAACAAUGUUGGAGUACAUAUUUAUGUGGAUGCAGUAAUCAACCAUAUGUGCGGAGCUAAUGCUGGUGCCGGCAACCAUGCUACUUGUGGAAGCUAUUUCAAUGCAAAGACUAAAGACUUUCCAGCUGUCCCGUAUUCUGGCUGGGACUUUAAUGAUGGUAAAUGUAAAUCUAGAAGUGGAGACAUUGAGAAUUAUCAUGACAUAUUUCAGGUCCGAAACUGCCGCCUGGUUAGCCUUCUUGACCUGGCCCUGGAGAAGGACUAUGUACGCUCGAAAGUUGCUGAGUACAUGAACAACCUCAUUGAUAUUGGUGUAGCAGGUUUUCGAAUUGAUGCUGCCAAGCAUAUGUGGCCUGUGGAUGUGAAGGUGAUUUUAGACAAGCUGAAAGAUCUAAAUACCAAAUGGUUUCCUGCAGGAACAAAACCUUUCAUUUACCAGGAGGUAAUUGACUUGGGUGGAGAGCCA